AUCACUCUCUCUCUCUCUCUACUAACAGACACAUACCAGCCCAUACCAUACCCCUCUCUCUCUCUCUCUCUCUGUGCGCGCACCGCCAUGGGCUCAUUCGAAAUCGAGAUAUCAGACCAACACACACCACCACCACCACCACCAAAACAACACAACGAACCCGAAGAAGAAGAAGAGGAGGAAUCCCCAAUCGAGCAAGUCCGAUUAACAGUGUCGAACACAGACGAGCCGAGCCUACCCGUAUGGACCUUUAGAAUGUGGUUUCUAGGACUCCUCUCGUGCGUCCUCCUCUCCUUCCUCAACACCUUCUUCGCCUACCGAACCGAACCUCUGAUCAUUUCCAUGAUUUCAGUCCAAGUGGCCACUCUCCCAAUCGGGCGCUUCAUGGCCAAGGUCUUGCCCAGCGCCAAGUUCCGGGUACCGGGGUUGGGGUCGGCGGAGUAUUCGUUGAAUCCGGGACCCUUCAACAUGAAGGAGCAUGUCUUGAUUUCUAUAUUCGCCAAUGCCGGUUCCGGGUUCGGUAGCGGAGCGGCUUAUGCGGUUGGUAUUGUUGAUAUUAUUAAGGCUUUUUAUCACCGGGAAAUCUCCUUUUUCGCCAGUUGGAUUCUCGUCAUCACUACCCAGGUAUUGGGGUAUGGAUGGGCUGGGAUUCUGAGGAAGUACGUGGUGGAUCCUGCGGCGAUGUGGUGGCCGAGCAGUCUCGUUCAAGUUUCUCUUUUCAGGGCCCUCCAUGAGAAGGACACAAACCGGAUGUCGCGGGGAAAAUUCUUUUUGAUAGCACUAGUUUGCAGCUUUUCAUGGUACCUCUUUCCGGGCUACCUAUUCCCAACCUUGUCAAACCUUUCUUUGGUCUGCUGGGCUUUCCCAAGCUCUGUAACGGCUCAUCAACUCGGUUCAGGCAUGAAAGGCCUUGGCAUUGGUUCCCUAACCCUGGAUUGGUCAGUCAUAGCCUCAUUCCUUGGCAGCCCACUCAUCACCCCAUUCUUUGCCAUUGUCAAUGUCUUUGUGGGCUAUGUAACAGUAAUCUAUGUCUUAAUCCCAAUACUCUACUGGGGAGUGAACCUUUAUCAUGCCAGAAAUUUCCCUAUUUUCUCUUCCCAUUUGUUUAAUGGCCAGGGUCAACUGUAUAAUGUAACCGCCAUUGUCAAUGACAAGUUUGAGAUAGACAUGCCGGCUUAUUUGAAGCAGGGUCGUAUAAACCUCAGUGUCUUUUUUAGUUUGACAUAUGGCCUUGGUUUCGCAGCUGUUGUAGCCACUCUCUCGCAUGUCAUCAUGUUUAAUGGAAGGGAAAUAUAUGAUCAAUUCCAAACUUCAUACAAAGGAAAGAUGGACAUUCACACAAAACUAAUGAGAAAAUACAAGGACAUUCCAAACUGGUGGUUUCACGUGAUGCUUGUUUUGUCACUGGCACUUUCUCUCAUACUUUGCAUCUUCAUGAAAGAUCAGGUUCAAAUGCCAUGGUGGGGACUCCUCUUUGCUUCAGCCCUCGCUUUGAUUUUCACCCUCCCGAUCAGCAUCAUAACCGCCACAACAAACCAGACACCAGGAUUAAAUGUGAUCACAGAGUAUAUCAUGGGUGUGAUAUUACCAGGAAGACCCAUCGCCAAUGUUUGCUUCAAAACCUAUGGUUAUAUAAGCAUGAGCCAGGCAGUCUCCUUUCUCAAUGAUUUCAAGCUAGGCCAUUACAUGAAGGUCCCACCUAGAUCAAUGUUCAUAGUCCAGUGUGCUGGAACUAUCAUAGCUGGAACAGUCAACAUGGCCACAGCAUGGUGGCUCCUAACAACCAUCAAGAACAUCUGCCAAGACACUCUCCUCCCUCCAAACAGUCCCUGGACAUGCCCUGGCGACCGUGUCUUCUUCGAUGCAUCGGUAAUCUGGGGUUUAGUGGGCCCCAAGCGAAUCUUCGGCAAACUCGGAAACUACACAGCCCUCAAUUGGUUCUUCCUAGGAGGUGCUCUAGGACCAGUUUUAGUAUGGUUGCUGCACAAAACAUUCCCAAAACAAAAUUGGAUUCCCAUGAUUAACCUUCCGGUGCUCCUUGGAGCCACCGCCGCCAUGCCACCCGCAACAACGUUGAAUUUCAAUAGUUGGCUUUUCGUUGGGACAAUUUUCAAUUUCUAUGUUUUCCGCUAUAGGAAGGAUUGGUGGCAGAGGUACAACUAUGUACUUUCAGCAGCAUUGGAUGCUGGGCUGGCAUUCAUGGGUGUGAUCCUCUACUUCUCACUUAGUAUGGAGGGUGUGAGUGUGUCGUGGUGGGGAUCAGACGGUGAGCAUUGUGGUUUGGCCACUUGUCCUACUGCAAAAGGUGUAGCUGUUGAUGGGUGUCCACUGCAUUGAUAUUUUUAUUUUUAUUUUACGUUAAUUAGCAUGUUCAAAUGAUUUAUAUUCACAAAAAUUAUAAAAAAUU
Camellia sinensis is the source of this 2407-nucleotide messenger RNA. Its product is annotated as oligopeptide transporter 4. Lineage: Eukaryota; Viridiplantae; Streptophyta; Magnoliopsida; Ericales; Theaceae. The record is from RefSeq and is a predicted model, not a curated record. Gene Ontology annotation, molecular function: oligopeptide transmembrane transporter activity. Gene Ontology annotation, biological process: transmembrane transport.